AUGGAUGCCAAUGUUAAACAACACUAUCUCGCCGACUCGCCUCCCAGCGUGGUCCGUCUUGAGGUGAAACAUCACUUUGACAAUCUCAAGGACAAGAACCUACGCAAAUACGCUCAUUAUAUUAGCCGAGCAGCCUUUGAAGGAACCCGGAUAACGCUCCGCCAGGUCUCACCGGAGUCUGAACCUAUUUACGACUUGAUUCUUGCGCUGUAUCGAGCCUGCGAUGGGAAUUGGCCCGAGUUGGCUACGAAGACGAACGUCAGCGAUGAAAACCUUCGCUUUUUCCUGGAAUAUUCUGCUCAGUUUCUCGGAAACUGUGGUAACUACAAGGGCUUUGGUGACGCAAAGUUCAUUCCGCGAUUACCAGUCGACGCUCUUGAAGCUCUAGCUUCGGCCACGGCCGAGACGAAAGCUGCGUUCCAGAAAGCCAACACGACGGGAGGAGGUAUCUACGAAACAAGGGAGCAGUCUCUCAUGCACCUUGGUUAUCCAGAAGCUGGGCACAUGACUUCGUACUAUCCCGAUUCGCCAACUAUCACCAAAGAUGAAAUCACAGCCAUUGGAGACUUCUUCGAGCAGAAGGGCAUGCCGCUGGAGAAUACCAGACUCCGAAAGACGGCAUCGGGCGACUUUGAGCUGCUGCUCGCUUCUGGUGUUUCCUCUCCUCCGGCCCGAGACAGAGACCUAGGAGAUGCAGAUUCUUUUGAUCUGGAUGGUCAGCUGAAGGGAAAGAAAGUGCACUUUGUGUUCGGUGACCAUAAGGAGGAGAUGGCGAAGAUUGCUCACAGCGUCAAGCAAGCAGGUCUGCACGCAGCAAAUGAUAUUCAAAAGAAGAUGCUCGAUGCGUACGCUCUAUCAUUCGGUGCUGGGUCUAUCGAGGCGGUCAAAGAGAGUCAACGCCUAUGGGUGAAAGAUCAGAAGCCCGUUUUGGAGACUAACCUCGGAUUCGUCGAGACAUACAGGGAUCCUCAUGGAGUAAGGGGAGAAUGGGAGGGAUUUGUUGCUUUGGUCAAUCUAGAGCGCACUCGAGCUUUUGGGAAACUCGUAGACAGUGCAGAGAGCAUGAUUCCUAAGCUGCCUUGGGGUGAGGACUUCGAGAAAGACAAGUUCCUCAGCCCCGAUUUCACUUCACUAGAAGUCCUGAGUUUCCAGUCGUCCGGUAUCCCUGCUGGUAUCAAUCUUCCUAAUUACGAUGAUAUUCGCCAAAACCUAGGCUUCAAGAAUGUUUCUUUAGGGAACGUACUCUCAGCCAAGGCGCCCGAUGAACCGAUCCCGUUUAUUCCUGAGGCGGACCAAGAGGUCUACCGCAAUUGCCGUGAUCCUGCAUUUGAGGUUCAGGUCGGUAUCCAUGAACUCCUGGGACAUGGUACCGGCAAGUUGCUUCAGGAGACUGCUCCGGGCGAGUAUAACUUUGAUGUGUCCAAUCCGCCGAUCAGCCCAGUAACCGGGAAGCCUGUCUCCUCCUGGUAUAAACCUGGUCAAACUUGGAGCUCCGUGUUCGGGGCGAUCGCAUCUUCAUAUGAAGAGUGCCGAGCCGAAUGCGUUGCUAUGGUCCUUAGCUGCGACUUCAGCAUCCUCAAGAUUUUCGGCUUCGGAGAUGGAAAGAAAGAUAUCUCAAAUGAGGCAGGUGAUGUUCUGUUUGCUGCAUACCUGCAAAUGGCUCGUGCAGGCCUGGUCGCUCUGGAGUUUUGGGACCCCAAGACCAAGAAGUGGGGGCAGGCUCACAUGCAGGCCCGGUACAGUAUCCUACGCACGUUCCUCGACGCCGGUGACGAUUUUGUCAAGCUCGCUUAUACCAAGGAGGAUUUGUCCGACCUCAAAAUCAAAUUGGACCGCGCCAAAAUUCUUAGCCAUGGACGGCCCGCUGUGGAAAAAUAUCUACAGAAGCUACACGUAUACAAGAGUACGGCGGAUGUUGAGGCAGGCAAAGCACUCUACGACGAUAUCACUUCCGUUGACGAGUGGUGGGGAACCAAAGUCCGCGAUAUCGUUCUGAAGAACAAGAUACCCCGAAAGGUGUUUGUGCAAGGCAACACCAUUCUGAACGGUGACGAAGUCAUUCUCAAAGAGUAUGAGCCGACACUUGAAGACUGUAUCUCACCGUCAUAUUCUCAAUUCCCUCUGGAUCCUAGAGUCUGGAUCACCUCCGAACAACGGGGCGGACGACCUUUUAGUCCACGUCGACUCCCCUCAGUCAGUUCAUCUACAUCACGGCCCCCCAAGCCCAUCGCUACGCAUUUCGACGCCUUGUCGUGGCCACCGGAUUCUCGUGGCUCGCCUCCCACGGCGCGGCCGCCUCACCACCAGGACGAUUCCUAUACCGCACCGCCGCCGCAUUCCCCCUGCUCAGAAGCUUCAUCCUCUAGCUUCGCCUCUUCUUGUCCACCCCCAUUCUCAUCGCUCGUUUUCGCAUCCACAAGUGAUCCUCAUCGCCCAGAGCCUACAGCUUUCGAACCGAGCUGCGCUACCUUUACUUCUCCACCUUCCGACGGGGGUCUUUUAGAGCCCGAGCCGUCCUCGGCGUUAGUCGCGGAAACCAAGUCAUCUUUCGCUCGAGAUCCAAAGGGAGACCAGAGCUCUGACGAAGGAGAACCUCCUCCUCCAUACACUGAGGGAUCUAGCCCUAUUUACUCAUUCGCAUACGUUAUGGCGGCAGCAGGGGGCGCGUCGAGUAUUAUUACUCAGGUACAACAAACGGGAGGGCCUCCGAUUAACACACUUGGCGAUGUUGGCGGCGACGAGCACAUUACUCUGGAUCUUCGGGGUACUCGAUUUACGCUAUCUCGCGACGAAUUAUUGACACUACCGGAGUUUGUCCUGCUGUCACUUUUCCCGAAUGGUUUACUUCCGGACGGGCAUAUGAAUGGCUUCCACGAAAGCGAUGUAUAUCCUGUUGAUUAUGAUCCAGCCUCACUCCAAUAUAUGCUAGACUUCUUCCGUUCCGUCGCCCAGUCUAUCCCAUCCUCAGCGUCUGCCUCUCCAGACCUUGACGUAGCUCCUGAUUCUAUGCAGGGCUCGACAAGAGAUAUGCUCCAGGAUCGCGCGGGAAUUAUUGUCUUACGCGAAGAUCUAGACUUUUAUGUCAUUCCUCCUCGACCAGACAUCGAUCACGGAGAGAUGAUGGAGGUUAAGAGGAACGCUGCAAAGGCGCUCUUACGACAAGAUGGUAUAUUUUCAGGGCUAAGGAAAAGCGAUGAGCCUGGUUCUACAGAGCAACAUCUAAUUGAGAUGCUCACCGCAGGGGGGUUCGAUCGUGAGGAUCAUUGGGGCCACCGGGCCCCGGAGCCUAAUAAAGCGGUAAUCUGUAGCCUUGCAUUGGCUAAGCUUCGAACCGACAUCAGGGGUGACCUCGCCAGCAACAAUGUUGGAAUGGCCCAAAAGCUUCUUCUCUUCUGGCGGAAGCCAGCACGACGAUGCUGGUGGGAAGGCGUUGAAUUGGACGACGUCGAAGGCGUUGAAGGCAAAAUCAAGAUUUGGAUUCGUAGGGUCUGGACCCUAGAAAUGAGCGUAAUUGGGCUCCGAUAG
Aspergillus mulundensis is the source of this 3525-nucleotide messenger RNA. RefSeq lists its product as uncharacterized. The transcript is spliced from 10 exons. Gene Ontology annotation, cellular component: cytoplasm. Gene Ontology annotation, molecular function: dipeptidyl-peptidase activity. The record is from RefSeq and is a predicted model, not a curated record. The coding region runs from base 1 to 3525 and encodes 1174 amino acids. Lineage: Eukaryota; Fungi; Ascomycota; Eurotiomycetes; Eurotiales; Aspergillaceae.